UUCCCGAACUUGAAAUAAUCUUUAGCGAUUAUUUAGUGUGUUUUAUUUAUUGUUUUAUUUAUUUUAACAAUGGCAGACAAAACACACACGUCGAGAAUAACAUUGUACAAAAAUGCGGGACAAGGAACGACCGAUCUUCGUCGCAAACGUGCGGAACUCAGCGUCGCACUCCGUAAGCAGGCGAGAGAUGAACAGCUCCUCAAGCGCAGAGCUCUGUCCCCAGAGGCAGGUGAAGCCGUCACUGAAGACAAAACUUUGUCACCGGCUGAGAUUGUUCAAGGUCUCAACUCCGACGACCUGGCAACGAAGACAUCAUCUGCCCGCGCUGCUCGUCGCAUGCUGUCUCGUGAACAGAACCCACCAAUCACGCUUAUGGUGGAGGCUGGCGUCAUCAAGCCAUUGGUUGAGGCUCUUGAAAGAGACGACUGCCCUGAUCUUCAAUUUGAAGCAGCAUGGGCAAUCACCAACAUUGCAUCUGGCACUCACGAACACACCAUGGCUGUCGUUGAAAAUGGCGCAAUUCCAAAACUAGUAAACCUCUUAAGCCGAGGAGGUGUCGUCGGAGAACAAUCCGCCUGGGCUCUGGGCAAUAUCGCCGGAGACGGCCCCACUCCACGUGACUACGUAUUAGCAGCUGGUGCGCUGCCGGCGCUGUUGCCUCUGCUGAAUACCACAACUGUGGCGUCUCAGUUAAGGACUGCUGUGUGGACUUACAGCAACUUUUGCAGAAACAAGAGUCCGAUGGUGAAGUUCGAGCUCGUUUCGGCCGCUCUGCCAUACAUCGCUGAUUUGCUGGAGACGGAAGAUCAGGAUGUACUUGCGGACGCGUGCUGGGCGCUGUCGUACCUGACGGACGGCCCCAACGAACGCAUCGAAGGCGUCCAGACGACGCCGGCGCUGCUGCCGCGCCUCGUGCGCCUGCUGCGCCACCCGGCGCCGGCCGUGCGCACGCCGGCGCUGCGGGCCAUCGGCAACAUGCUCACGGGCUCCGACCACCAGACGGACCGCUGUCUGCAAGCGGACUGCCUGCCCGCCCUCUGCACUCUCCUUCGCUGCGGCAAAUCGUCUCUCAUGAAAGAAGCAGCUUGGGCCGUCAGCAACGUCCUCGCCGGAACCACAGAGCAAAUACAACAAGCUUUAGACGCUGGCGUUUUAGAGCAUUUGCUCCAUGUGCUGUCUACAGAGGACAUUAAAUGCCAAAAAGAAGCAGCAUGGGCCAUCACAAACCUCUGCCUCGGUGGCACUCCAGAACAGUUGGACGCGUUGCUACAAGCCGGUUUCCUCGAGCCUUACUGCAUGCUGCUAAGUUCACCAGACCAAAGAGCUAUUAUUGUUGUGCUAGAUGGAUUGACUAACUUGCUGCAGGCGGCAGCAAAGUUUGGCCAAGUGGAACCUCUCUGCAUCAAACUGGAAGAGAUUGGCGCAUUAGAUCGAAUUGAAGCUUUACAGACGCAUGAGAAUGAACAGAUAUACAAAAAGGCAUUAUCAAUUUUGGACAACUAUUUCUGCGACCAGGAAGAUGGAAACGCCCAACCGGAACAAACGGAAGAGGAAUAUCAAUUCGGGACUGCUCAACCACAAAAUAUCAACUUUUAAAACUAAUUGUGGCAUAUUUUUUGCAUGCAUUAUUUCUGUUUAGAUGGAGCAGCCACAAAAUUUCAUUUAGAAUAUAAGAAGAGAAGUAUGUUAAAGCUUUAAAAUUUUACAUCGCAGAAUUAUUUUGUAUUAUUAUUAACUGAAGAAUUGUCAUAGUAAUCACAGCCAUAAAUAUUGACAACUGUGGCAUAAUUCCAGAUGUAUGAUUACAAAGUUUUGUUUAAUGGUCACAAAAUGUAAAUGACACUAUUUUUUCGGAUCGCAAAAUCGCACAUAUUUGUUUUUCCAACAUUUUCUCAAAUAAUCUUUAUUUCCUAGGUAAGC
This is a messenger RNA of Hyposmocoma kahamanoa, 1920 nucleotides long. Its product is annotated as importin subunit alpha-5-like. Gene Ontology annotation, cellular component: cytoplasm; nucleus. Bases 70 to 1596 code for a protein of 508 amino acids. The transcript is spliced from 11 exons. Gene Ontology annotation, biological process: NLS-bearing protein import into nucleus. Lineage: Eukaryota; Metazoa; Arthropoda; Insecta; Lepidoptera; Cosmopterigidae. The record is from RefSeq and is a predicted model, not a curated record. Gene Ontology annotation, molecular function: protein binding; nuclear import signal receptor activity.